CUAGGUCUUCCACGUUCGGCUUCAAGGAGGAGCUGGGGACCAGAGCGUCCCCCGGUCGGUGCGCUGAAGCCGAAACAGGUGGACCAUGGCCGAGUUCUCCCAGAAGCGGGGAAAGCAGCGUGGUGAGGAGGGCCUGGGCAGCGCUGUGGACUUCCUCUUGGCCAACGCCCGUCUGGUGCUGGGCGUGGGCGGGGCUGCUGUGCUGGGCAUUGCCACCCUGGCUGUGAAGCGGCUUAUUGACAGAGCCACUACCCCUCGUGAUGAGGAUGACACCAAGGAAGACAGCUGGAAGGAACUGAGUCUGCUCAAGGCCACACCACACCAACAGCCCCGGCCCCCACCUGCUGCCCUCAGUCACCCCAUAUUGCCCCUGGCCCUACCCUCUGGUCCAGAGGGACCUACAGAUUUGGAACCUCAGAUGCCACCUCAGCUCAUCUCCCCAGUGCCACUGUGUCUGACGUUCCAGGAGAAGCUGCUGGCAUUUGAGCGGGACCAUGUGGUUAUCCCAGCAGCUCAUGUAGCUUUGGCCAAACAGCUGGCCGGGGACAUUGCCUUGGAGCUGCAGGCCUACUUGAGGAACAAAUUCCCAGAACUGCCCUUUGGGGCACUCGUGCCUGGAGGACCACUCUAUGAGGGGCUGCAGGCUGGGACCAUGGAGCAUGUGCGUCUCCUGGCACCACUGGUGCUGGAACCAGGCCUGUGGAGCCUGGUGCCUGGAGUGGACACUGUGGCUCAAGAUCCUCGCUGCUGGGCCGUGCGCAGGACUCAGCUUGAGUUCCACCCACGUGGGAGCAGCCCCUGGGACCGCUUCCUAAUUGGGGGCUACCUCUCCCCUCGAGUCCUGCUGGAGCUGCUUCGAAAAACCCUGAGUGCCUCAGUCUACUGGCCGGCCAUUGGUGGCCUGCUUGGGUGCCUGAUCAAGCCCAGCAUGGCCACAGAGGAGCUGCUGCUGGAGGUGCAGCAUGAGUGCCUGGAGCUUACCAUGAUCAUGCUUGUGACAGUCGCUGGGGCCAACAAGGAUGACCGUCUCCUGUUGGCCUGGCCCCUGGAGGGGAUAGCGGGGAACCUCUGGCUUCAAGACUUAUAUCCAGUGGAGGCUGCCAGACUGCAGGCCCUUGAUGACCAUGAUGCUGGCACUCGCCGGAGGUUGCUGCUGCUGCUGUUUGGCGUCUGCCAUCGCCACCCAGCCCUCAGACGCCUGGGCCGCGGCCAUCUGACCCAGGUGGUGCUGCAUCUGGGGGAGGAGGAAAUGGACUGGACUGAAGAGGCCUUGGGAGAGCGCUUUCUGCAGGCUCUGGAGUUGCUCAUUGGCAGUUUGGAGCAGGCCAGCCUGCCCUGCCACUUUGACCCUAGCGUGAACCUCUUGGGUAGCUUUCGGGAGGAAGAGAUUGAUGACAUGGGCUAUGCACUAUACAGUGGUCUCCAGGCACCUGAAAGGCUGCUCUAGAUGAGCAGGAACCGGGGAGCCAGCAUGUUUUCUGAUGCUGGUGAGCUGUACCUGCAGCCCUGACCCCCGGGAGUCACAGAGUGGGCUUUUGCGUGCUUACAGCCAAAACAAAGGAGGGUAGCUUGCCUCAGUCCAUGGGGGAGGGGCACUUGUGUAAGCUAUAGUCUCCUGGGUCCCUGAUCUUGGAGAGAGCUUGGGUUGCUGUCACCUGAGUGGCUGGGCUGCCCUGUGCGGCUUAAAGCACCAGCUACUCCUGCAGGUGCCCCUUCAGCCCUUUGGGACUGAUGCAGGACCUAGGCUCAGGUCAUCAUCACCAGCAAUGAAUCCACUGAGAGCAUGGUUUGUGCCAUCCUGGGCCAGGUAAAGGCUGCUCCAUUUCUCUGCCAACAGGGAAAUUUACUGCUUGCUUUGGGUACCAGCUCCAGGCGUUCUGGAGGCACAGAGUGCCUGAUCUUUUAAUUGUCAUGCCUUUGUUCAUCCUGGGGGCUGAGUCACCGGAGACUCCGAAGGACAGCUCUUUGCUCUUGAAGGAUGUUUUCCUGAAGUCUUCUGUGUGUUUGAGUCCUGCAGCUCUGGAGCUCUGGAGCUCUGGAGCAGAAGCAAAGUUUGACCUGCUACCCACCUUAUACCUCAGGGAAGGCCCCUUUCCCCCCAGCUGAGAGUUUUCUCUUCAGGCUGUAGAGACCCCUGGGAGAGCCCUUUCCUCAAGGUCUGUUGCUGCUUUGGGCCCCCUGAAGAGUAGAAGAUGUGCCCUACACCUUCCUGGAGGCUUGGGGUGUGGGGAUGGCCUCAUACCUUCACAGAGUGCCAAAGUGAACUGUUCAUUUGGUGUCCUCAUUCCUGUUCUGUAGCUGUGUGAAGUAGUGGGGCUGGAGGGGGGCACUCUCCCUCCUCUUCCCAGGGGUACCGCCUAUCCCAGUAUCACUCCUGCUGAAACAAAGCUAUGCCUUGAAUGUGAACAAGAAUAAAUUCGAAACUUCUCCCACGUGUGACUUGCUGGGAAGGGGCAUCUUGGCACUCACAGGCUGCUGAU
Molecule: messenger RNA, 2480 nt
Organism: Fukomys damarensis (Damara mole-rat)
Lineage: Eukaryota; Metazoa; Chordata; Mammalia; Rodentia; Bathyergidae
Gene: Mief2
Product: mitochondrial elongation factor 2
Exons: 4
Coding region: 86-1447 (453 amino acids)
Biological process (GO): positive regulation of mitochondrial fission; mitochondrion organization
Cellular component (GO): mitochondrial outer membrane
Source: RefSeq, a predicted model, not a curated record